Naegleria lovaniensis is the source of this 1929-nucleotide messenger RNA. RefSeq lists its product as uncharacterized. Gene Ontology annotation, cellular component: cytoplasm. The record is from RefSeq and is a predicted model, not a curated record. The transcript has a single exon. NCBI's taxonomy places the organism in Eukaryota, Heterolobosea, Eutetramitea, Acrasida, Naegleriidae. Bases 1 to 1929 code for a protein of 642 amino acids. Gene Ontology annotation, molecular function: 5'-(N(7)-methylguanosine 5'-triphospho)-[mRNA] hydrolase activity; RNA binding; manganese ion binding. Gene Ontology annotation, biological process: deadenylation-dependent decapping of nuclear-transcribed mRNA; nuclear-transcribed mRNA catabolic process, nonsense-mediated decay.
AUGAAAACAACGAAUCACAAAGGCUACGAUACACAGUCAAAUGCUCAUCUGGCCGUUGAUCCGAUCACACCAAGCAAGAAGAAGGAGAGUCGUAAGAUAUUGCAAGCAUAUUAUGGUGAAAUAAAUUGGGCUCUAGAGAUGGUCGAACCGACCAAGAAGGAGGAGGAGAAAGAGGAUUCAACAUCGUCCAAGAAGAAGAAGGAGAAGAAGGACGAUUCAACGGUUCCCAAGAAGAAGGAAAAUCGUAAGAUAUUGCAAGCAUAUUAUGGUGAGAUAAAUUGGGCACUAGAUGAAGAUCCGAUCGAACCGACCAAGAAGGAAGAUUCAACAGUGUGCCCAACAACUAAACCACCAAGACCAUCUUCUAAACCUAUUAAUAUUCACAAGAUGAAAAAGGAAUCAUCACAAGAAUCUUCAUCAUCAAUUCACCCAUCUUCACUUCCAAACACGAGCAGUUUGAAAGGUCAUCACAAAGUCGCAAGUCACGAACAACAAAUGAAUUCCGAUCAUCAUACAACAACCGGAGUCAACACGGAAAAGAACCAUCGAUCAACCACUACCUCUACUACUAACAAGAACAUCAAGCAUGAAAAGUCAAAUACCUACAGUGGGGAUAGUAACCCACAACCUGUAGAUUCUAGAUCAAGGGCCAAAUCAUUUCAGCAAUCAACCCAAAAGGCCACACCCCUCACUAACGAAUCGUCGAAACGUAGUAAGCCACUACCAACCAUGACUGACGAAAAGGAACUGCUGGACUCAUAUCUUAGAAGAAAUUCAAAAAUUGAAGAAGACAACAAACAGAGUCCAGUCACACCCACUUUGUCAAGCACACCACCCACCUCAUCUCCAAAAGAUCAAAAGAUCACCUCACCUCGUCAGAAAAAACUCCAACAACAGCUUAAAAACACUCAACUUAGUACAAGCGCACCAAGCUCAUGUUUACAUCCUAGCAUUUCCAAAGAGCAAGAGACACUUGACGAAGUAUUGGAUGAACUAUGCAUGAGAUUUAUUAUUAACUGUCCUUAUAUGCAUGACUAUGGAACUUCAGGUUUUGAGAGAUUAUUUUUUCAACUCGAAGAAGCAUUUUGGUUUUAUAGUGACUUCUUCAGACAACAGUCGCUGCCGAAGUUUAAAUUUGUUGAAUUUUGUGAAAAAAUGUUAGCCAGACAUCCUCACCUACUAAUUGAUCUACAACGUUUUACUCGUGACGUAUUCCCAAAUGCUGACAACUCUAUAGAUUUGAACGUUGAUACACUUGUACAGAAAUUCUUGGAUUACAAAACAUCAGUUCCAGUAUACGGUUGCGUCUUACUGAACGAAGCUAUGGACAAGGUUUUGCUUGUUCAAGGAUAUAAUACCAAGUCCUGGUCUUUUCCUAAAGGAAAGAUCAAUCAGUUUGAACGAGAAUCUCACUGUGCAGCUCGAGAAGUAUAUGAAGAAUGCGGAUACGACCUCCGUGACAAAAUUUGCGAGUCUGACUAUAUCGAGUUAGAACAAAACUAUGAAAAUAGUUUACCAAAGCACAAAGAUCAGUACAAGCACUCAAAUCCCUAUACAAAACUAUUUAUUGUUUCAGGCAUUCCUGAAUCUACCAAUUUUGUGACGAGAACCAGAAAAGAGAUUUUAAAAAUUCAGUGGUUUUCGAUCGAUUAUUUAGUUGGCACAUGUAACGCAAAGCAAAGUACUUUAAGAACUUGGUUGGUUAAACCAUUUUUAUCCAAGAUUAAAGAAUGGAUCAAGAAAAAGAAAGUAACACCCUCUGGUAGCAAUACGCCAACUAAAAAUCAAGCAAGACAACGUAGUUUAACUGCUCCAGCUAUCUCUAUACCAACAGAGAACAUGAAAAAAGGUACUGAAACGAAUGGAGCUUCUCCAUUACUUUCUUUUGUGUUCAACACUGAAGAGAUUGUAGAAAACUGUCAACAGUAA